AUGGCCGAUCCUGCUCUUGAAGUCUGCCCAGAUUUUGCCAGAGACCUAUAUGCUGCCAUAUGCCUAGACUUAGUAAACACAACCAACACAACUCACCAAGCAGUAGCUGAAAGGCUGAGAGAUGCAUGGACAGCCAGCCAUGAGUUAAGAGUCCUUGAGUGGAACUGCCAGAGAGAGGAAGAAGUGCAAGCAGAAGCAGAAGUGGAACAAGUGUGUGUGGUCUGUGAAGAAGAAGAGUGCACAGCAAUGGAAGCAGAAGCUGAGAAGGAGUGCCUUGAGACAGAAAGAAAGAAGCCCAAGAUGAAUGGCUUCAGUGCGAAUGCCACUGUGGGUGAUGCCAUUGCCCCUCAUCCUUCUCAAUACACUAUUCAAAAACUAAACAAUUUCAAAUAUAUAGAGCUAUGGUACUUCUCCCCAGAUGGCUGCAAGGAGGCCAUGAAGACAUCAUGCUCCAUCGCAGAUGACACUUUUAGCCUAGUGAAGCUUGACAAUCAACUAACCAUCUGCCCAGCAUUGGCCUUCAAGGCAUCCAGAUCAGCACUCCCAGACCACGAACUCCCUUUCUCCAUUUUCCUCUGUGCAAAGAACCUCUUCCUCACCCAAGCAAAUAUGGCAAAAUGGCUGCAGAUGCACAUAAAUGCCCUCGCUCUUUUCUUCUGGCACUUGGAAAACCACCCCAUAUGA
Suillus subaureus is the source of this 684-nucleotide messenger RNA. RefSeq lists its product as uncharacterized. The coding region runs from base 1 to 684 and encodes 227 amino acids. The record is from RefSeq and is a predicted model, not a curated record. The transcript has a single exon. Lineage: Eukaryota; Fungi; Basidiomycota; Agaricomycetes; Boletales; Suillaceae.